UUGGUCACUUCAAACCUCGACACAGAGGAUAAAGGUCGUCUGUGUAUAAAUGUGACUACCUAAUAUGUAACGGAAGUUCAAGGAAAAAACCAGGCCACUAAUGAGAUAAUUUUGAUAAUUAUCUCUAAAUUAUUGAUUAAUUUCGUAGUAAAUUAGAUACUAAAAUGAAGAUUUGGACUUCAGAACACACUUUCAACCAUCCGUGGGAGACGGUUGCUCAAGCAGCAUGGAGAAAAUACCCCAAUCCUAUGAACCCCGCAGUUAUCGGAACCGAUGUAAUCGAAAGGAAGGUUGUGGAUGGGGUUUUAGUCACACACAGACUCGUCAGUUCGAAAUGGUUUUUCCCGAGAUGGGCACAAGCACUCAUUGGAACUGCGAAAAUUUGCUACGCUAGUGAAAAAUCUGAAGUAAACCCAAAUGAACGACAGAUGACCUUAAAAACAACAAACCUCACAUUCUGUCGGUACAUUGCUGUUGAUGAGACUGUACGGUACACACCGCAUCCAUCUGAUACUUCCAAAACCUUGCUAAAACAGGAGGCUGUAGUCACAGUACAAGGAGUACCACUUAGUAGCUACAUGGAAGAUCUCUUGACUAACAAAAUAUCUUUGAAUGCUGGCAAAGGUCGCCAAGCUAUUGAGUGGGUCAUUGGUAAAAUAGACUCUGAAAUAAAAGAACUGGCAAGUACAGCAUGUAAAAGCACAGAUGAACUAUUAUCACACACAAAGAAAUCUCUUGAUGACAUUACUUCCACUGCACGGAGAUCAAUGGAUGAUAUAUCAUCGAAGGCCAAGAGGUCACUGGAUGAUAUAGAAAAAUUCACUAAGGCCAAUGCCAAUCAAAGGAGCUGAAAAGAGGAGUGAUCGUAUUGUUGUGCCACACAACUCAUGACCUGCACUAAAUGUCUAAUUAUAACUAGUUAAUUUAUGUACUGUUAUAAUACUGUAAUUUAUUUAUUUUGUAAUAGCAAAAAUGUGCUUAAUAGCGUGCUUACUAAGGUGAAUAUUCAGAUAAAGGCACAGUUAUCAAGUUAGUUUUUGCAUGGUAUAUCAACUGAUUGUGUUAUCAGCUUUAUUGAAGAUUGAUGACAUAUCAGUAAAAUGUUAAAUGUGCAAAACUCUCUUCAAAUGUGUAACAUAGUACCUGCAUUGAAUUUUUAUUAUUAUAGAUAGGUAUUCUUGUUUUUGGGAAUAAUAUAAAUUACCUCAUAUGACAAAUUUAUUGUCACUCCUCAAAGAGUAAAUGUGUUGUUGUGUAGUUAAACUUAUAUAUUGAGGAAAAGUAAUUGUAGAUAAAAUGAUUUUAAUAAGUAUUGUAGAUUUACAAAACUAAAUGUGUAUAAAUGUAGCUUAAUAAUAAUUGGAUGUUUAAUGAUAGUAAAAUUUCUUUCACAUUUUAUAUUAAUUAAUUACUAUAUUAAUAUAUAUUCUUAAAUUUAAUGACAACACUUUGUGAUAAAAGGUAAUUUAUGCAACACAAAACAAGUUGGCAAGGAUAUUUUACUUUCAAUUCCAAGUCAAAGCCAAGAAUAGGAAUGAUGAUAAUUAUAAAUCGAUUUAGUCCAUCAGUUAGGUAAUGUAUAAAUAUUAGACACGUAUUUUUUACUGUCAUAUAAGACAACAAUAGGUAAACAAAUAAAAGUUUGAAAGUGGGAUAUAGAAAAAAAAAUACGUGUCUAAUGUUUUAAAAUAAUCUACCAGAUGGACAUUAAAAUAAAAAAUCGUCAUCUACCCUAUUGCUAAUGCAGACAAGACUGAUACACUUCAUAAGAAUAAUGAUCCCAUCUAUGCUUGAUGCAGAUAACAAAUAACAAUAUAUGGACCCAUAUCUGUCUCAAAGAUUGUGUGCAAUCAUGAAUGUAAUGUAAUGUAUUAUCUACAUCCACUCAUAUGGACAGGUGCAGUCAGGUCAAUCAAUAGUAUGAUCAUUCUUGUAAACAUUGUAUAUUUGCGAAACUCAGCCAUAUGCUACCAUUCCUUGUUGGUUGUCCUUGAGUUAUGGCAAAUGCAUUCCAAGUUAAUGUCGUUUUGUGUUAGAGUUGAUACCAGCCCACACUGGUAACGAAAAGGAGAAUUGUCGUGUUUUAAGAUUCUUCCUGUCCACAUUUUUAUAUGACUUUUCACUUUUGAGUGGCACGAAAGUGGCAGUUUUUACCAAAGGAUUACUUAUAUUUGAAUGCAAAUAAGAAGAACAAAUUUCAAAUUAUUUAUCUAAAAGUUACAUUGUGACCUCAUACCAAAUGUGAUCUUAUGAACACUUGGUAUUGAUCUAAAACUAUUUUCAGCAUCAGUGUAUUUUAAAUUUCAUAUGAUUUGCAAUAAAUUUUUGAUGAAGUAUAAA
Molecule: messenger RNA, 2340 nt
Organism: Spodoptera litura
Lineage: Eukaryota; Metazoa; Arthropoda; Insecta; Lepidoptera; Noctuidae
Gene: slmo
Product: PRELI domain containing slowmo
Cellular component (GO): mitochondrial intermembrane space
Source: RefSeq, a predicted model, not a curated record